AUGACGGCGGACUUGGACGAGAAGGGGCUCAAGGGCCAAGGGGUCACUACAUCCACCGAUCUUGCUCCCCAUGACAGCGAGGCGAACGAGAACCUUCAUUAUGUGAGGCGUGGAGAAGACCACGUAGAUCCCUUAGCAAGCCAGGGAAGCAUCAAUGGAUACGACCCAGAGUUGAUGAACGGCAGGACACUCCUGACAGUGGAGGAAGAGAAGAAGCUGCUGCGGAAAAUCGAUUGGCGAUUGAUGACACUCUGCUCGUUGAUCUUCAUGUUCAAGAACUUGGACGGAAAUAACACAUCAAAUGCCCGAAUCAUGAACAAAGGCACCGAUCAAAAUAUCAUGACCCAGCUCGGCUUAUCCUCCAACGAUUACAGUCUGGUGACUGUGGUUUACUAUAUUCCUUAUAUUGUUCUAGAAGCGCCCUCAAACUUGUUGCUCAAGAGAUUUUCGCCGUCAAAAUGGCAGUCGCGCAUUAUGAUCGGCUGGGGGGUGUUCCUGAUGUGUAAUGCAGCCGUGAAGAAUAAAGGCGGGUUCUAUGCGACACGCUUCUUGCUCGGGGCAGUACGUAUUACAACCUUCGAGCAGUUCGGAUCAUUUCUCACCUUCCCACAGGCAGAGGCAGGCCAAUUUCCGGGGGUCAUUCUCCAGAUGACAUAUUGGUACCGGCCCGACGAGUUGUCCAUCAGACUCUUGUAUUUCUACAUCUGUGGCAACUUCUCGGGCAUCUUCAGUUCGCUGUUAGCCUAUGGAUUCGACACCGUAUCGGGCGCUGGGGGUCUCUCAGGAUGGCAAUGGCUGUUCCUCGUCGAGGGGAUCGCAACCGUAAUUUUCGGAGUUGUUAUUUGGUUUCUCUUGCCAGACUUCCCCGAGACGGCCAAGUGGUUGACGGACAGGGAGAAGAAGGAGCUGAACUUCAACUUCCGUGAAAUCAUCGACUCCAUCAGGGAUAUCCGACUCUGGCUGUUCACCGCGAUCUGGGCCACUUUCACCGUGGGGACCGAGGGCGUCAAAUUCUACCAGGCUACUGUCAUUUCCAACCUGGGUUUCACGACCAUCGCUGCUGCGCAGAUUCUCAAUAUUCCCAUCACUGUCGCCGGCCUUCUGCUCAUUGGCGGCACCGGCAUCAUGGCGGACCGCACAAAUAUUCCGCGACCGCUGUACCCCCUCACGUUCCUGGUAGGGAUUAUGGCUUGUUAUGGCGUAUUUGUUGCUUAUCCGAGCGACGGGGCCAUCUAUGCGGUGACUUUGAUCGCCAACGCAAUCCACGAUUCGUGGUUCCCGAUCAUGUGGCCAUGGCGUGUGCAAACCACCGCCCGUGCGACCGGAUCUGCCUUUUCCAUCGGGUUUGUGAACAGCUACGGCCAGAUCGGCGGUGCCAUCGGGCCUCAGAUCUUCAGGAGCGAAUACGCCCCACAUUAUACAUUGCCUUUCUCCGUGGCCAUCGGACUGAUCGGCCUCUGUACCAUUUUGACUUUGAUCACCUGGUGGAUCACUCGCGAAACCGAGAGCGAGACCAGACGCUUGAAGAUGGCGAAGCUGGCAGCGGCCAAGCGGGGAGAGACGAUUCUGGAAGAUGUUGUCGAUCGCGAUCUGAAACAUGCUCGCAAUAGCUAG
Molecule: messenger RNA, 1614 nt
Organism: Penicillium chermesinum
Lineage: Eukaryota; Fungi; Ascomycota; Eurotiomycetes; Eurotiales; Aspergillaceae
Exons: 9
Coding region: 1-1614 (537 amino acids)
Biological process (GO): transmembrane transport
Cellular component (GO): membrane
Molecular function (GO): transmembrane transporter activity
Source: RefSeq, a predicted model, not a curated record